AAUAACAUAAGAAUAAAAUAAAGAAAUUGAGGGGAAAAUGGAUUAAUAAAGAAAUUGAAUGGUGGGGAGGAAAGGACAAAUACAAGUGGAGAACCAAAACAGCACUACGAAAGCCAUAAGAGAAAACGAUUUGUGUAUAAAAUCACACACGCACAAACAACACACACUUGUAGUAAACUUAACUCCCCUAAAAUAAAGUAAACUUAACUAAUAGUUGAAAAAGAAGAACCUUUCUUUGACCAAAGACCAAACUCCAAACAAACAACUAUCAAAUAUAUUAAUAAACAAUAGUAAAAAGAAACAAAAGUAUUAAAAAGAAGAAAAAAGCAAAAUCCGUGACGUCACCUUUCAUUUGACUAUUCCCAUUCUCUUUCUUAACACCUUUGUUUUCCCACUUUCAUCAAACACCUCUCCUUCUCUCACUUCUUUCUCUCUCUCUCUAAAACUCAGUUUAACUCGUUUCGAAAAACAAUGGUGCUGGACGAUUUCUCGGUGACAGUUCCGAGUUAUUUCCGAUGCCCGAUCUCUCUGGACCUGAUGAAAUCCCCCGUCAGCCUCUGCACCGGCGUCACCUACGAUCGGAGCAGCAUCCAGCGGUGGCUCGACGGCGGCAACAACACCUGCCCCGCCACCAUGCAGGUGCUCCAAACCAGAGACCUCAUACCCAACCACACGCUCCAACGACUCAUCAAAAUCUGGUCCGACUCGGCUCUGACUCGCUCCUCCGACUCGCCUCCUCCGCCGCGCGACUCGCUCACCUGCACCCAGGCCGCCGAGCUCACCCGCCACCUCGAGACCGAUCUACAGAACGUUCAGAAGCAUUCUCCGUUCCGCUCCUCCGUAAUCACGCGGAACCUCGGCAGGCUCAUUUCGUUCGCCGCGGAAUCGGAGGAGAACGGUAGGUUUGCGGCGGCGGCGGCCGGCGGCCGGAUUCUGCCAUUGCUUGUGUCUCUUAUUGGGAGGGUGAGAGAGUUGAGUUUUUUGGAGAAAAUUGUAGUGAUGUGCAACGUUUUGCUGAAGAAUCGGACGAAAAUCGAUUCGGAAGGAUUGAAAUCGAGGAUCGAAAUUGGGAAUUGUGAUUUGAAGGCGUCGAUAAUUAAUGGAUUGAAACAAGGAAGGCUGGAUCUAAGAAUAGCAUUGGUCAAAUUUCUCGAGCUUAUGGAAAUUAAUUAUUCUUCUUCUUCUUCUUCGUCAAUUUCAGAAGACGAAGAGAUUUACAGCGAGCUGCUGAGAUUAAUUUCAACCUCAGAUUGGAAUCCAGACGCAAUCGACGCAUCCUUGAGUUUUCUGACUCGUUUGGCGCUAAUUAGGCGGAACAGAGCCAAAAUUGUUGCCGCCGGAGGGGUUAAGGUGCUGGCGGCGGCGCUGGCGGAGGCGGAGAUGAGUGCGCGAACGACGGAGAAGGUGCUGAAGCUACUGGAGAUGGCUUCCGGAUGCAAGGAAGGGAGGAGCGAGAUCUGCGCGAGCGAAGUGUGCGUGCGGGCGAUAGUGAAGAAGUUGAUGAAGGUGUCGACGGCGGCGACGGAGCACGCGGUGACGGUGCUGUGGAGCCUGUGCUGCCUGUUCGGCGACAAGAGGGCGGCGGCGGCGGUGGUGGAUGGGAACGGGGUGGCGAAGGUGCUGCUGCUUCUGCAGAGCAAUUGCUCGCCGGCGGUCAGGCAAAUGUGCGCCGAUCUGCUUAGGGUUUUCAGAUGUAGCGGCUCAAAAAAUUCUUGUGUUUCUUGCUAUGAUUCUAAAACCAGUCACAUUAUGCCAUUUUGAUUCAUACAUCGAUACCAUUAGCUUCUUUUUUUUUUUUUGUUUGUUAAAUGUAAAUGUAAAAGCAAUUUUGUCGAGAAAAAAAAUAUAGUGAAGAAAAAAAAAUAUUGAAUUUGUUUGAUUAUUAUUAUUAUAUUUUUGAAUAAGAUUAAAUGAUGGUUGAUUUGGAUGGUGA
Molecule: messenger RNA, 1933 nt
Organism: Erythranthe guttata (spotted monkey flower)
Lineage: Eukaryota; Viridiplantae; Streptophyta; Magnoliopsida; Lamiales; Phrymaceae
Product: U-box domain-containing protein 27
Biological process (GO): protein ubiquitination
Molecular function (GO): ubiquitin protein ligase activity
Source: RefSeq, a predicted model, not a curated record